GAAAAAAAAAAAAAAUUGAGGCUCGGCAAUCCUGACAGAAAUUUUUAGCGCAUUUCGAUAUUUUUUUUUAAAGUUUUAUAAAUAAAAUUGCCUACUAGCGGUAAAUUUACAUAAAAUUGUUUUUGCUGAAUUAAGUCGGAAUUUAUAUAAAAAGAAAAAUACAUUCCAAACAAAAAAAAUACGUGAAAAGUAGUACAAACUAUAAUUAGUCAAAAGACAUCAAGGCAAAAGCCAAAAUGGCUGAUAAACGUGCACGAAAGGAAGAAUUUACAGAUUUAGAGGCAGUGGAUGAUAUGCUUAUUAAUGUUAAUAAUUUUAUUGAAGGGAUUUACCGUGAUUUGAAUAUUCGAUCAAUUAGUAUACCUGAAUUCAAUCCGAUGUCUCAAAUUUUAAAUUCACAGUCUCGAUCGACAUCUCCGUCGUCUCCGCUGUCGUCACCAGUUAUUGCUUUGGAUAGAGAUAUAGUUACCAAUACAUCAAAUAGUCUAAAUUUUCGUGGAAGCCAUAGAAUUUUAGAACCUAUUUCACAUCCUGAAGUUGUAAUUGACACUGUUCGAGUUAACCGCAUUUAUGGGACACCAGAUCACAAUCAGCGUUCUAUAGGAAUUUCCAUAGGUAAUUGUAGCACUAUUAGAAGCGUACCCAUUUUACCAUGCGGCCCCGUAUCACAAAUAAUGAGCUCAAGUAUAAAUAAUGCGAAUUUGAGGACAAAUAGUUCUUGCCUCCGAAACACUAGCGCCUGCCCCGCAAAUGCGGCCGAAUCAAUUGUCGACUUGACAAUUUUGCAAACACCAGAAUCUUUAAGAUACAGGAGUGCGGUGGGGGAGGGUCGCGGUGGUCAUAGACGCAAUAACUACAAAGAUGGGGACGUUACCAUAGUUCCAUCCUGUAGUAAUGAAGUGAUUGACUUAUGUACACCCACAGUUUCGGCACCAGUCUCAAAACGGGCUUUACGCCUAGACCAAAACUCAUCCGUGCACAAUAUUUCGGAAUCACCUAUACGCCCCACAACCUCAAGUAAUCAAUGUCGCAGGCGUUUCUCCAACCGCCCCAACCAUUCCCAACAAUUAAUCGUCAAUCGCGAUACAAGCAAGCCCAAAAAGGCUACAGAUAAGUCGUCCUCUAAUGAAUAUUCAUUAUUGUCGACCGUACUGCCAACUACGCCAGGUGCUCGCACACCUUUCAUGUGUCCAGUAUGCAUGGAAUCAACUGUGCAGCGGCAGCCUACGUCUACACGUUGCGGCCAUGUAUUUUGUCAAAGCUGUAUUCGUCAAGCGAUAGAGUUCAGCCGUAAGUGUCCUUUAUGUAAAGCGAAAGUGCUGCCAAAUCAUCUAUUACGGAUCUACUUAUAAUUGAAUAAUUUUAAAUCUGUUUUAGCAAGUUUUUUUUAUAAAAGGAGAAAAAUUUGAAAUAGGUAUUUUGAAGGAUUU
Messenger RNA from Glossina fuscipes, 1430 nucleotides. RefSeq lists its product as uncharacterized. The transcript has 3 exons. Bases 237 to 1352 code for a protein of 371 amino acids. Lineage: Eukaryota; Metazoa; Arthropoda; Insecta; Diptera; Glossinidae. The record is from RefSeq and is a predicted model, not a curated record.